CCUUGUUUUCUCCCUUCUCUGGGGCUGGAGGAGCAAUGGAAGCUCCAGUGCGGGAAAGAGGGGCAGCGGGGAACGACUCCCUCCCUCCCCCGACACUGAGCCCUGCUGUACUGCCGUUCGUGAAACUGGGCUUGACGGUGGCCUACACCAUCUUCUAUUCUCUUCUCUUUGCCUUUGUCUACAUCCAGCUUUGGCUGGUCCUGCGUUACAGACACAAACGUUUCAGCUACCAGACAGUCUUUCUGUUCCUGUGUUUGCUGUGGGCAGCCCUUCGAGCGGUUCUCUUCUCUUUCUACUUCAAAGACUGUGUGACUGCCAACGCUCUCGGACCAUUCAGCUUCUGGCUGCUCUACUGCUUCCCAGUUUGCCUACAGUUCUUCACCUUAAGUCUGAUGAACCUCUACUUUGCACAGGUUGUUUUCAAGGCGAAGUCAAAGUACUCACCAGAGCUUAUUAAGUACAGGUUGCCUUUGUACCUGGUCUUUCUCUGCAUCAGCAUGUUGUUCUUAGUGGUGAACUUAAGCUGUGCCCUGUUGGUUAAGAUGAGCACCAUGGAGACCAAGACCAUAGUGCUGGUGAGAGUGGCCAUUAAUGACACACUGUUUGUGGUGUGUGCCAUCUCCCUCUCUCUGUGCCUCUAUAAGAUUGCCAAAAUGUCCCUGGCCAACAUCUAUCUGGAGUCCAAGGGGACAUCCGUAUGUCAGGUGACUGUGAUUGGAGUCACGGUGAUCUUACUGUACACGUCACGUGCCUGUUACAACUUGGUUGUCCUUGCACUCACCAGUGUCAAGAGCAUCAACUCCUUUGAUUACGACUGGUACAACGUAUCAGAUCAAGCAGACCUGCAGUCAACCCUGGGAGAUGAAGGCUACAUUGUUUUUGGGGUCAUUCUGUUUAUUUGGGAGCUGUUGCCAACGUCCUUGGUGGUUUUCUUCUUCAGAGUCCGCAAACCAGCUCAGGACAGGAGUGUUUCAGGUAUCCCAGGCCAUGUAUUCUCAUCCAGGGCAUAUUUCUUUGACAACCCCCGUCGCUAUGACAGCGAUGAUGAUCUAGCCUGGAGCAUCAUACCUCAGAAUAUCCAGACCAGCUUGACUGCAGACAGUUAUGAUUGGGGUGGUCGACAGAGCAGCUUUUCGGCUUACAUAGGAGGGGAGGACUCCUAUUUAACUCGACCCCCAGAGGAGCUGAACCCUUGUUGAAACAGUUCCCAUUGAUGAUAUUUGUACUUAUCUGCCCACUGCCAUU
This is a messenger RNA of Chanos chanos (milkfish), 1245 nucleotides long. RefSeq names its product G protein-coupled receptor 137Ba (gene gpr137ba). The transcript has 7 exons. Lineage: Eukaryota; Metazoa; Chordata; Actinopteri; Gonorynchiformes; Chanidae. Gene Ontology annotation, biological process: negative regulation of osteoclast differentiation; negative regulation of bone resorption; positive regulation of TORC1 signaling. The record is from RefSeq and is a predicted model, not a curated record. The coding region runs from base 36 to 1199 and encodes 387 amino acids. Gene Ontology annotation, cellular component: lysosomal membrane.